Molecule: messenger RNA, 873 nt
Organism: Aureobasidium subglaciale EXF-2481
Lineage: Eukaryota; Fungi; Ascomycota; Dothideomycetes; Dothideales; Saccotheciaceae
Exons: 2
Coding region: 1-873 (290 amino acids)
Molecular function (GO): acetylpyruvate hydrolase activity
Source: RefSeq, a predicted model, not a curated record
AUGUCAUUCAACCGUCUCGUCCGCUUCGUCCCCGCCAGCGACUCCAAGGCCAUUCUGAUUGGCGAACCUGUCGACAGCGAACUCGAUGUUGGUCUUGCUAUCCGCAAGGGCAAAGAUGUCGAAGUCAAGGUCUUUAGCGGAAAGUCGGCACUGAGCCCUGGAUCCUUGUCAGACAAGACGGAGAAGAUUGCCAAACUGCUUUCACCAUUGUCACAAGCAGAGGUCGGCACGAUACGCUGCAUUGGCUUGAACUACAAGAAGCACGCCGAAGAAGUCAAGUUGGCCGAACCAGAAGAGCCCGUCAUCUUCCUCAAGCCAGCCACCUCCCUCGCAGACCCCUACCCUGCACCCACCGUCAUCCCCAAACACACAAAGUCCUCCGACACCGCCGACUACGAAUCAGAACUCGCCGUCAUCAUCUCAAAGCCCUGCAAGAACGUCUCCGAGUCGGAAGCUCUCGACUACGUCCUUGGUUACACGGCCGCAAACGACGUGUCCAGCCGUGCAGCUCAAUUCGCUCAAAGCCAAUGGUGCUAUAGCAAAGGCUUCGAUGGCGCUUGCCCAAUCGGCCCCGUGUUGGCGAGCUCGAAACUGAUUCCAGACCCGAGCAAGCUGCACAUGAAGGGCAGCAAGAACGGCAACGUCAUGCAAGAUUCUGGCAUCGACGACCUCAUUUUCGAUAUUCCCAAACUCAUCAGCUUCUGUUCUCAAGGCACCACUCUGCCUGCUGGUACUGUCAUUCUCACCGGCACCCCUGCUGGUGUUGGUGUUGGCAAGGACCCCAAGGAGUUCUUGCGUGACGGCGAUGAGUUUUCUGUCGAGGUCUACCCACACAUUGGUACAUUGACCACAGUGUUCGAGGACGAGAAGUAG